Aspergillus oryzae RIB40 is the source of this 729-nucleotide messenger RNA. RefSeq lists its product as uncharacterized. Gene Ontology annotation, cellular component: nuclear body; kinetochore; cytosol. The record is from RefSeq and is a predicted model, not a curated record. Lineage: Eukaryota; Fungi; Ascomycota; Eurotiomycetes; Eurotiales; Aspergillaceae. The transcript has a single exon. The coding region runs from base 1 to 729 and encodes 242 amino acids.
AUGGAACUGGUGGUUACUUCUGGUGGCGAUGAGAGAGAGCUUGUUACAUUACUCAAAGUCUUCAAGAACUACUGCCCCGAUAUCAUUGUUGGGGACCUGGGUGUAUCUGGGAGGAAGGGACUGUUCUUCAAGCAUCCAGACCCUGAAUGGUCCAGCCAUGUGAGGCUUCUCCAAGACACAAAUAUGGAAAGGCUACAGGCUACUCAGCCCGCAAACUUUCAAGUGGUGCACCGUGGAAUAUCAAAAAGGAGCAAAAUGGAGGUUCUUGUACCGGAUGUCCAGACUUCACGUGUCUCCUAUGGCCGCACAUCAUUAGAAGAACUCCGUGGUGUUGACCACUUUGUUGACAAGCUUGACAAAAUUGAGUUACCAAACCAGAUCAUAUCGAUGAUUGGAGAUGGUAUCGCUCAAAAAUACUUGUUUCUUGUCCAACCUACGUCUGCUAGCCACCGUUUGGAUGAUUGGUGGGGAAGCUUCUUUAACGAAAACUUGGAGGAUGCUGAAGAUAGAGAUGAGAAACUCGAGUCCUUGAGCUACAUAAUGUCUCUUGCUGUGGGCUACGUACAAUACACAAAGGUACGAAAUUGCACCUGGAUAAUUAUUGUUUCAACACUGAAGAACAUACUAGGAGAUUCCUCCCCCGGUUGCCACUUUCUUGAAAUCGUAUCUUCUAUCAUGGAACGGGAGAGAUUUGAGAGAGCAAAUAUUCUACCUUCUCGAAUACCUUGA